AAGGGAGAGGAAGAGGAGGAAAAAUCAGAAGUAGCAGUUAGCUUUACAGCUAAGUCCGACAGUAAUGUUGUGUCCGCUGUGAACAAAGUCAGCAGCCAGGAUGGCCCCCUUUACGUGUGCAGGUUAAGAUGUUAAUAACGUUGUGCUACGUCUACCUGUGGGUGCGCUUUCACAAGUGCUACUCGGUGCUGAUCCGCAACAGUCUGUCCAGACUGAACAGCAGCAGCUUCAGCUUCCGGGUCUGCUCCAGCUCGGCCUCAUCACAAGCCUCAGCCCCGCCGUCUGAACGCCACACAACCGCGCGCCGGAGCCCGCCGCCAGCCGAGGACGUCGUCUUCCUCCAGCUGGGAGACAGGGCCGUCUACGUCACAGAGCCUCAGGUAUGUGAUGAUCUCAGCAAAUGGACUGUGCUGUUGGGGUCCUCUCUGGUUUGUGGUCCACAAAUAGAGAAUAUUUCAUUCAUCAUAGAAGCUACAGGACACAGAGUGGGCUACCAUUCUCCUCAUACUUCGAAUAAGAAAGUGCUGAAGUGGUCGGACUGCUGUCUUCCUCUGGCCUUUAGCCCUGGCGAGCCGUUCAGGGCGGUGGCUCAGGCCAGCGUAGAUAACUUCAGUCGGCUGGGUGUGGCUUUUAUCGAAGAUCGCCUUCAGCUGGACAAUGGACUUGUGCCUUCAAAAAUAGUCCCUGUCCUCCUCCAAGAAUCCACUCUCAGUGAGCUGUUGGAGAAGCAGUGUCCACAAAGCCUUAAGACUGAGACGUCCCUAUGGCUCUGUGACAACCAGACUGAAGAAGGUGUUGUUGAGCCUUUGCCUUGUCGCCUGUCAGCUGAACACCACCACCGACAGUGCUGUAAAGGCAGCCUUCUUCUUACCUUGGAGGCAAAGAGGAGGUUAGAGCAGCGUCGAGGAUCAGAACCUGUCCGCAGCACACAGGAUUUGGGACCUGUUGGUGACUCAGAGGACCAUUCCUUGGGGGAUCAUCACCAUAUGGAGGGUCAUGGACACCACCUCCAUCUAUCCAGCUGUCACGAAUGUUUGGAGCUGGAGAACAGCACCAUCCUCUCAGUCAAAUAUGCCUCAGCUGAGAACAUUCCAGACCUUCCUGAUGAUAAUUCAGUAGAUCUGGAUAGUGGGGAUGAGACUCUGAAUGAAGCUGAGCAAGGUUUUUAUGGUCAAAGCGGUGGAUUUCACUGUAAUAGCAAACCGCCAAAUGUUCUGGUAUAUACGGGUGGUUGUCAGGAGCGUUUUCAGGCAAUUCAUCAGCUUUUGUCAGAGUGUAUAAACAUGGAAAACAACAUAAUAUAUCCCCUCCAACCACAGCAGGCUCUGAGCGAUCCUUGGCUGGACAACUGCAGGCUACUGGUACUGGCAGAGGAGGAAACCCUGACCCCCCAGCUUCAGACCCGCUUUCUCACCUACCUUAGCCAGGGUGGCAGGGUCCUGGGGCUAGCCUCCACUCUGUGUCCUGCAGGCCUCUGUCUGGAAGUCAGGGAGAGGCGAUGCAGGCAGGUCAGCAGGCUGAGUUUCACCAGGGAGGACAGCACAGAGCUGGAACUGAGCUUGGUGGCGAGCGGGAAGGUCUACAUCAGGGAUACUCAGGGAGGAGGGGAAGUGGAGCUCUGGGGGGAGCUGAAAGGCAACAUCCCUGGUCAGAGGGAUAUGGUUAUAGUCAGGGUAACCCACGGAGAGGACGGAGGGGAAGCUGUCCUCUGUCAGGCACACCUGGAAUUUGCUCCUGACUCCCAGAAUUUGACAUCAGAAGGUUUUGAUGAACUGAAGGUCAGCAAUGCACUACGUUAUGAAGUCUUGACAGAAAUCCUAACCUCUCUUGGCCUCAGCUGUGAGCUGAACCAGACUCCAACCCCAAGCCCAGUCCACCUGCUGGCAACUUCUCAGCCUGUCACUGGAUGUAGUUGUAAGAGACAGUGGGAUGCCACAACAGCACCACACCGGCCCCACUGGCAGGCAGGCAAGAAUCCCAGCAGCCAGGUCACCCUGCAACUCUCCCAGAGUGCAAAGGACUCGAGACCACAUGCGCCGGGGACAGCCAUGCCUGCCCCAAGGGAGACUGACAACAGCAUUCAGCCCCGUCCCUUGCCCCCCUAG
Molecule: messenger RNA, 2105 nt
Organism: Micropterus dolomieu (smallmouth bass)
Lineage: Eukaryota; Metazoa; Chordata; Actinopteri; Centrarchiformes; Centrarchidae
Product: biotin--protein ligase-like
Exons: 6
Coding region: 129-2105 (658 amino acids)
Cellular component (GO): cytoplasm
Molecular function (GO): biotin--[biotin carboxyl-carrier protein] ligase activity
Source: RefSeq, a predicted model, not a curated record